AGGCUAUAAAGCUUUAUUUUGGAACUUUUUAUUUGUGUUAAUAUUAUAAUUGUUCAUUGAGGAAAUACGUUAAAAUUACUAAUUAAAAGUGAAUAGUUUACAUGGAUUGAGGAAUGAUAUUUUGCUCUUAAUUUGAAUGGUCUAAUAAGGCCGUGUGACCUUCAAAAGUAACUCAACAAACGCUAUACAGCUAUCAAUUGCUAAGAAAACCCGAAAAUCAAAAGCGGUUAACCUGGAAAAACCAAUAGGUGUAUGUAAUUUUCUGCUGCCUUCUCUAAGGUGACAUUUUGAAGAGUAAGGAGACCUAUUGUGGUAAUCUCCAAUGAUGAACGUACUCCGGUCUAUGUUUGGUGUCUGCAGCAGUUCAGCUGAGAAGGGCGAGGUCCACGACACCAUCAGAAGGGUCUUCGGCAAUGAGAUGGUGAUGAAGGAUAAUACUGACAGGCAUUUUCAAAGGAGCAAGUACGUGACUCAUAUCCGUGAGAAUCUGCCAAAGAUGCUGGACGCGAAGGUCAUGAACCAUAAGACUAAGACCAAGAAACAUGCCCCGCCUGUUUCAGACACUACUGACUCGACAGACGAUAGAUUUGGGAGGAUUGGACCAAAAAUCGUGGUGUUUGAUGCUUCCACUGGUACUGGCCGGUUAGUCCUAGUAGGUGAUGAGAGGGUGAGCGUCCAGGGUCUGUCAAGCUUCGCCACGAUCAGAGCCACGGCUUGCAUCUACGGAGGCAAAUGGAUGUAUGAGGUGCAACUUGGAACUAAGGGUAUAAUGCAGAUCGGCUGGUGCACAGCCUCCUGCAUCUUCUCAAUGGACACAGGAGUCGGAGACACAGCACACUCCUACGCCUACGAUGGAGGCAGAGUCAGGAAGUGGAACGUGGCCACCUCGCCUUACGGGCAGGCGUGGUUGCCUGGUGACGUCAUCGGCUCAUGUAUUGACCUGGAUAGAGGGGUUCUGGAGUUUUAUAGAAACGGUACCUCAAUGGGUGUUGCAUUCGAGAAGGUCACCCACGGCGCUGGCCUGGCAUACUUCCCAGCAGUGUCGCUGGCUAUGCAGGAACACUUGUAUGCUAAUUUUGGACACGUGCCAUUUGUAUUUCCAGUAGAAGGUUACGCAGCAUUGCAAGCUCCUCCCAACAGGGAGUGCGCGCGCGCCGCAAUUCUCUUCAAGUCGCUUGAAGCCCUGCUGGAUGAACUGGUACGACCUUCAGAUGUGAAGACUUCGCUCACUGCUAAGAGUAGUAAGGCCAAAUCAGAUACAUCAAAACCUGAGGAGGAGGUGGCCCUGAGGAUCCACAGUUCAGGGUCUGUUUACACUCCACGGCCAUCACCACACACAUUAGUUGAUCCACAGAAUACAGAAGUUAAAAAAAUGUCCAAAAAAGCCUUCCUAAUGUCACUAUCAAGAUUAGUAGUAGUGGAACUAGGUACCACUCUCCGUAUGUCAUACGUGGUGGUAUCAGAACUGCUGCCUCGGUUCCGUGGUCUCAUUGGUUUGAAGACCAGGAGCAUCCACGUGGACCAACACGCCGCUGAUUUCUAUAUGAAGUGCCGGGACGAGAAUUUUACGGGUCUUGCAGCGAAACUCCUGUCUCAGCCCGACCCUCGUCUGUGUACUAUGCUGGACCUACUGUGGACCUUUCUGGAUGAAUCUGCAUUGUGUGAUGUUCUCGAACAUUGCGUGGUCAGAGAGUGCCUGCUAUUUGAUUUAGUUUCUCAGGAUAUGUAUUUCAACCAACAAAUGGAAGGCGUCUUCGUACUGUGCGGUCUGAUGCAGCACCGGGAGACCAGGCACCACCUCGUCAAAUAUGUCUUCUUCAAUAAGAUCACAUUCGACAACUUCUUAAACGUGAAGUGUCCAGACGACACAGUGCUUCGGACAGUCAUCAGGAAGCCGUGGUGGCAACGACCGACCUCUGUCCACGGAGAAACUGAUCCCAGAAUAGCUGAAAUGACCGAGAAAGGGACCAUCAAGAGUUCGACAUUUUCUCCAAGUAGCACAGACAAGAUUUCAAAGUUGAUGUCAGCAGCCCAGGACGACGCCGCGCUGGAGGCCCAGUAUCGAGAGGACUGCAACAAGAUCACCAAGGCCAUCGCACCGUUAGAACAAAUACAGCUAGAGUUUCUACUGCUACUCCUGGACAACACUGAUGGUACAAAUAUGGUGCCGUCAACCAGGAAGAUAUUCCUGGAGAAGUUCCGAAGGUACAUCAUGGACAACUGCAUUCUGGAUAUGGAGGCCAUAUUUCAGAGGCUGUUCAACAUAUCGCGGAACUCGCCGGCGAUAUCGUGGUGCUGUCACUCUCGACUGCUGACUGCGGUACUGAGGCUGUGGAACGAGAACCCUAUUGGUAAUGCAGGGCAGGCGACUCCUCACCUACCUGCCAGAACAUUUAUAGACGGAGAGCUGGACUUCUACAAUGUUGACCGUCUUGGAGGAGUCCUGCCGUUCUUAGUUAGGACAUUAAGGCAAGAUCUCGUCGGUGUCUUGGGCGAGGACAAUCCCUUCAUACAAAGUUUCGAACCCAACUACAAUCGAGCUGGUGGCAUUGAUACUGGUGUCAGUGAUAUGGCUGCCGGAUCUCCAGGGUUGGCGACUCUCCCUCAAGUCAUAUCUUCAAUGGCCAGGUUCAUGCAUCCGCCUAUGCCACCAGUACCAAAUAGAACUACAGGAGAAACGGCGUUAGCUAUCAAAGGCACUCGGUCUAUGAUGCCUGGUGCUGGGUCCAUAGACAUCAGGUCAGCAUAUCUUCGGUUGGUAGACGGACUUCUUGCUCUAUACCAUGGUGCCGCUAUCAAACAUGCUGAGAAGUUAUGUGAGCUGAGAGACAACCAAUUAGACAUGGCUGACUGUCUCCAUGAUAUCGAACAUCGAAUAUACACCGUCACUACAGAAUUGAAGGCUGCAGGUGGCGAGAACAUGACUGAACAGGAUAAGAUGAAGAAACAGCUCAUGGAAGGCAUGCUGAAGGAAUUAGAGAGGUCUAAGUCUGUAUACGAGGAGAAACUGGAAGCAGGUGCAUUACAGAUGGGCUGGGUGAUAGGUGCAAUAUGGACUAAACAAAGACAGACAGAGUUGGCGAAACAUUUCUCAGGGACACUACACUCUCUGAGACUAUCUUCUGACCCCGAAUAUGCGAUACAUGCCCAAUAUGCGCAAGUAGCGAGUAAAGAAAUACUCCCUGGCAAGAGUUCCUUAUUGGGAGGCACCAGCUAUGCCUCUCUACAGCUGGAGUACACAUCCAGUUCAGAUCAGAGUCCUCAAAGUCCAACGUCGAGGGCCACUACACCACGUACAGGAUCGAACUCACAAAUAGGAUCAUCUAAUCAUACAGGUGGUCAAGAAUUUGCAGAGUCUCUAUUCGCCUUCGUGCCUGAAUACCACGUUGAUGCCAUGCUGGAGCUCUGCAACACAUUGAGGCUGUACAUGCAUCCCACGAUACCCGUCCAGCAGAUACCAGAAUGGGAGGAGCUCGUGGUGUCUUGUGCUGCGUUCCUAUGUGCAGAGUUUGCAGACCAACGCAUAGUUCUGGCCAGUACCAGAGAGUCUCUAGUACAGACGCUAGCAUCAUUUGCUACUCAACCAGCAACCAUGAGGGCCAUCGAACGAGUGCCUAUAAAACAGCAGAUGUGCAUGGUAGAAGAAUUAGUCCGUCCAUACCAGAAUCGUGCGUGGGCGCAGUCUAACUGGGUGCUCGUGCGGUUCUGGCACGGUUCCGGGUUUGGAUUUCGACAUCGACAGUGGCCCCAUUUAGCAGCCAGAUAUGGUGACAGAGAACCGACAGUCAACAACCUUGGAGCCAAAGUGGAUGCAGGACUCAUGAGUCAAUGUUUCGGGCCCUGUCCAUCAGAGGUGAUUCAGGCUCGAAUAAAGGAAUACCUCUCUUCACAUCCGACUGCAGCAGCCGCCUACCUGAAUUCUUUGCUCAGUCAACUCAACUGGGCAUUCUCAGAGUUCAUUACUAUGAUGCAAGAGAUGGAUCGAGUAAGCGUGGACGCACAUCUAGAGUCACGUCAAAUCAAACUCUGUGCAACAUGUUUCGACCUGUACCACGGUUUGGCCAGAGCACUGGAGAUGACACUACACCUCGCUCCCUUACUGCUGACCAAACCAGAAGCGUGUGAAAACCAGAAUGAGUUGCUACUCGGUAGAACUUGCCAGAUCUUAAUGGCAGUGGUAUCAAGAGUAUGUAUUCGUGGUGGUGGUGGUGCCAGUUUUGCCCGUCUAGUGGCCCGAGGGUUACCUGAUACGGACCGGGUACACUAUUACGUGGCACUCGCCCCCGUAGCUGGCUGUCUCAUCAGGAUGCUGGACUCAAAACUACCACCUGAACACCUUGAUCGGGUGACGAAAGCGUUGGUAUUGGAACCUCUGUUCAGGAUGGACGGCCUCGAUCUAAUGUUGGGCAAGUCUAAAGACAAUAAAGUGUUCUCAUUUUAUAAAUAUCCAGAAGAUGUAACAUUUGAUGAGUUAAAAGCGUUAGAAAUCGUAGCAGAUAGACUCCGUGUAGCUCGAGAUGCGGUGGUGAGGUCGAAGUCCCCGGGCUCUAGCGGGGCGCAGUCCGACCUCUUAUGUACGAUCUGCUACGCAAGGCCCGCAGACACAGCCUUUGUGCCAUGUGGACAUCAUUCUUGCAGAGCUUGUAUAAUGCAGCACCUAUUAAACAGUAAGCAGUGCUUCUUCUGCAAGGCAGAUAUUGAAACUGUCCGCGAAAUAGAACCCGCGAACAAUUGACGCCAUCUUGUCACGGAUUCAGCAAUGGCGAAGGAACUUCGGAAAAUUAAAUCUAAAGAAAUCUUAGCCAU
Messenger RNA from Spodoptera litura, 4806 nucleotides. RefSeq names its product E3 ubiquitin-protein ligase RNF123. Gene Ontology annotation, molecular function: protein binding; ubiquitin-protein transferase activity. Gene Ontology annotation, cellular component: cytoplasm. The record is from RefSeq and is a predicted model, not a curated record. Lineage: Eukaryota; Metazoa; Arthropoda; Insecta; Lepidoptera; Noctuidae.